GGUGUACAGAUGACAGGCCCCCACCUGGUGCUGUGCUAGGUCCAGGUGGUGGCCACCAGGAGGGAGGAUGGACUCCAAAGAUGAAAGUUCCCACGUGUGGACGGCAUCCACAGAACACGAAGGCAGUACGACACAGGUGCACUUUGUUCCAGAGGCUGGGACCGUAGCCCAGAUAGUCUACACCGAUGACCAGGUCCGACCACCCCAGCAGGUGGUGUACACAGCAGAUGGGGACUCCUACACUUCCGUGGAUGGGCCGGAGCACACCCUGGUGUAUAUCCAUCCUGUGGAAGCUGCGCAGACUCUGUUUACAGACCCGGGCCAAGUAACAUAUGUCCAGCAGGAUGCUACAGCUCAGCAGGCCUCACUGCCGGUGCACGGCCAGGUACUGCCAUCUAUGGAGGGCAUGGAUGCUACCGACGCUUUGGCCACCCUGCAGAACCCAAUGGGCAGACUGGAGGCAAAGGAAGAAGAGGAGGAGGAGGAAGAGGAGGAGGAGGAAGAAGACACUGAGGAGGAGGAGGAAGAGGAGGAUGGAGAGGACACAGAUCUGGAUGAAUGGGAAGCUGAGCCGCCUCGGCCCUUCGACCCGCAUGACCUCUGGUGUGAGGAGUGUAACAAUGCACAUUCGUCAGUGUGCCCGAAGCAUGGCCCGCUGCACCCCAUUCCCAACCGCCCGGUACUUACGCGCGCCCGCGCCAGCCUCCCUCUGGUCCUCUACAUCGACAGAUUCCUUGGCGGCGUCUUCUCCAAACGGCGCAUCCCCAAACGCACCCAGUUUGGCCCUGUGGAGGGGCCCCUGGUUAGGGAGUCGGAGCUUAAGGAUUGUUACAUUCACCUGAAGGUAUCUCUUGAUAAAGGAGACAGGAAAGACCGGGACUUGCAUGAAGACCUUUGGUUUGAGUUGUCUGACGAGACUGUUUGUAACUGGAUGAUGUUUGUACGUCCAGCCCAAAACCACCUGGAGCAGAACCUGGUGGCUUACCAGUAUGGCCACCACGUAUAUUAUACGACCAUCAAGAACGUAGAGCCCAAGCAAGAACUUAAGGUUUGGUAUGCUGCGUCCUAUGCAGAGUUCGUGAACCAGAAAAUCCAUGACAUUUCCGAGGAAGAAAGGAAAGUUCUUCGAGAACAAGAGAAGAAUUGGCCCUGUUACGAAUGUAACCGCCGGUUUGUAAGUUCGGAGCAGCUGCAACAGCACCUCAAUUCUCAUGAUGAGAAACUUGAUGUCUUCAGCAGAACAAGAGGUCGAGGAAGGGGACGAGGCAAGAGGCGGUUUGGUCCAGGUCGUCGUCCAGGGCGUCCCCCCAAAUUUAUCCGCUUGGAAAUAGCCAGCGAAAAUGGGGAAAAGUGUAAUGAUGGGACACAGGACUUGCUGCACUUCACUGCUAAGGAGCAGUUCGAGGAAACGGAGCCACCCUCUCUGAAUGGGCUGGACCAGCCCGAGCCACCAUCGCUCCCCAUCCCACAGCUGCCCCAGGAGACCCCAGCCACUCUGGAGCAUGAACCUGAAGUGCACAGCCUCCACCUGCAGCCCCAGCAUGAGGAGAGCGUGCUGCCCACCCCCAGCACCCUGACGGCCGACGAUAUGCGCAGAGCCAAGCGCAUCCGGAAUGCGGCUCUCCAGCACCUGUUCAUCCGGAAGUCCUUCCGGCCUUUCAAAUGCCUGCAGUGCGGGAAGGCCUUUCGGGAGAAGGACAAGCUGGACCAGCACCUGCGUUUCCAUGGGCGUGAGGGCAAUUGCCCUUUGACCUGCGACCUCUGCAACAAGGGCUUCAUCAGCAGUGCAGCCCUGGAGAGCCACAUGAAGCUGCACUCGGACCAGAAGACCUACUCUUGCAUUUUCUGCCCUGAGUCUUUCGACCGCCUGGAUAUGUUGAAAGAUCAUGUGGCCAUUCAUAUCAGUGAUGGCUACUUCACCUGUCCGACUUGUAAGAAAAGAUUCCCGGAUUUUAUCCAGGUGAAGAAACAUGUGCGAAGCUUCCACUCAGAAAAGAUCUACCAGUGCACUGAGUGCGACAAGGCCUUCUGUCGUCCCGACAAGCUGCGACUCCACAUGCUCCGACACUCAGAUCGCAAAGACUUCCUGUGUUCCACAUGUGGGAAGCAGUUUAAGCGGAAAGACAAACUGCGGGAGCACAUGCAGAGGAUGCACAAUCCUGAGAGGGAGGCGAAGAAGGCUGACCGCGUCAGCCGUUCCAAGACCUUCAAGCCCCGCACCACAUCCUCGGACUACGACAGCUUCACAUUCAAGUGCCGUCUCUGCAUGAUGGGCUUCAGGCGCCGUGGAAUGCUGGUAAAUCACUUGUCCAAGAGGCACCCGGACAUGAAGAUCGAGGAGGUGCCAGAGCUGACACUGCCCAUCAUAAAACCCAACCGUGAUUAUUUCUGUCAGUACUGUGAUAAGGUGUAUAAAAGUGCUAGCAAGAGGAAAGCCCAUAUCCUGAAGAACCAUCCUGGAGCUGAGCUUCCACCGAGCAUCCGGAAGCUUCGUCCUGCUGGCCCUGGAGAGCCUGACCCCAUGCUGAGCACCCACACCCAGCUCACAGGCACCAUUGCCACCCCGCCUGUCUGCUGCCCCCAUUGCUCCAAACAGUACAGCAGCAAGACCAAAAUGGUACAGCACAUUAGAAAAAAGCAUCCUGAGUUUGCCCAGCUCCCCAACACCUUACACACACCUCUGACCACUGCUGUGAUUAGUACAACCCCUGCCGUCCUGACUACUGACAGCGCCACUGGCGAGACAGUGGUGACAACAGACCUGCUCACGCAGGCCAUGACGGAGCUGUCCCAGACCCUGACAACGGAUUACCGAACGCCACAAGGGGACUACCAGAGGAUCCAGUACAUCCCCGUGUCCCAGGCCACAGCGGGCCUGCAGCAGCCACAGCAUAUCCAGCUUCAGGUGGUGCAGGUAGCACCGGCCACUUCCCCCCACCAGUCUCAACAGUCCACAGUGGAUGUCGGCCAGUUGCAUGACCCACAGACCUACACCCAACAUGCCAUCCAAGUGCAGCACAUCCAAGUCACGGAGUCCCCUGCCUCAGCGCCCCCGACCUCCCAGGUGACGGACCAGCCACUGAGCCCCUCCUCACAGCAGUCCCAACAGGGGCUCAGUCCAUCGCAGAUACAAGGAAACUCAGCGGCACAGGGCCAGAGCCUCCAACAGCAGUCACAGGGAACCUCAGUGCAGCAUACCUACCUGCCUAGUGCCUGGAACUCCUUCCGGGGCUACUCCUCUGAAAUUCAGAUGAUGACACUACCUCCAGGUCAGUUUGUGAUUACGGAUAGCACUCCUCUACCUGCUGGCCAAGUGAAGGCUGUUACCACAGGGCAUUAUGUGUUAACAGAAAGUCAACCAGAGUUGGAAGAAAAGCAGGCUUCUGUCCUCUCAGGUGGAGUCCAGGUUCAGCCAGCCACACCCAGUGACUUGGACGCCCAGAGCAGCAGCCAGCAGCAGGCCACACAGUACAUUAUCACGACCACCACCAACGGGACUGGGGCCAGUGACAUGCACCUGAGCAAACCCUGACUACUGCCUGACGUCCCUCCUUCACCCACAUCAUCUCUCUUCUCAUUCCAAGUCCAGAAGCUUCUGACCGUUCCAACUCUUUUUUUUUUUUUUUUGUAAAAGACUGAUCAUUUAUUCAAGAGUUUGGAGACCGGUCUCGAUACUCAGACAACUGGGGCUCCAGCUCCUAAGGUCAGCUUUCUCACUGAACUUUUCAAACCCAGGAGUUCCUGCGACAGAGUGGAGCUCCUACGGGGAAAAGCAGAUUCCAAGGUGGAACAACUUUGCCUUGCUCUUGAGUUAUUUUUUAUUUAAUUUUGUUCUGUUGAGCACAGUGCUAAGCCUUAUUUUUCCUUGGUGGAAAUAUGAAGUGGUGUAUUGUGUUUGUACCAAAGGCCAGGAAAGGGUGUGCCAGUUGCGUUGCUGUGGCACUUCUUUACUCCAAUCAUACCCUGGAGGUGGAAAGACCGUGUUGGGGGAGGUCUGCUUCAUCUUUUGAUAUUUGAGUUUUCAGUAACUUUACAAAGGGAACCAAGGGAAAAAGAACAGUAAAAAAUGAUGAAAUAAAGGUUUGAUAGUGAUCUUCUGAAGGGGGGGGACCCUUGUCAUCUAGAUUUUUUUUAUUGCUGAUGAAUUUUAAAGAUUCUCUUUUUUCACUGCCCUCCAUGGAUUAGGCCAGAACCUCAUGUUUUGAUUGAUCUUUAUUUUAUUCCCCAAUGGUGAAUUCUGUUAGAGAAAAGGUUGCUUGGUGUCAGUGUCAGCAGAAUUCCAUCUCCUACAUUAAAGCUUUGUGUCCCUUUCUCUGGCUGUGCUUGUAUGGAACCAAGCAAGGACAGUUCUUACAACCAUGAUGUAGAGGAAAUUCAAAGAUUUGCAACCUUGUCUCGUAACCUUCCUGUUUUCUUCCACAGUAAAAGAUGAAUCCCUGGUCUUAUGAGAUGAACAUUCAGGUCUUGCCUACUAUAUUUUAGUACUUUCAGUGCUGUUUUCAAGUGAACAUUCUGUAAAGUUGGAUGGGAAGGUGAUCUUCCUUUAUUUCUCUCAUUUCUUACCCAUAAUAUAUUACAAGUCAUUUGUCCUUUGUGUUAAAUAACAAAUCUCACACUUAGGAGAAAAAUUAAAAUGUGGGGGACCAUUUAUAAUAUGUUAAAAGACUGGUUAGUGUUCUGGAAGAAAUCUAGUCUUUCUGAAUAUUAAAUUAUUAGAUGGAAGAAGAGGGAAAAUCUGCCUCAAUAAUUGUUUUCCUUAUAUAUGUGUUCCUCUUUGGGAGUCUUGCUAGCUAUGUAUUCAGUGAGGAAAAAUACUCCCUUUU
This is a messenger RNA of Suncus etruscus (white-toothed pygmy shrew), 4823 nucleotides long. RefSeq names its product PR/SET domain 10 (gene PRDM10). Gene Ontology annotation, molecular function: DNA-binding transcription factor activity; RNA polymerase II cis-regulatory region sequence-specific DNA binding; histone deacetylase binding. Gene Ontology annotation, cellular component: nucleus; cytoplasm. The transcript has 21 exons. NCBI's taxonomy places the organism in Eukaryota, Metazoa, Chordata, Mammalia, Eulipotyphla, Soricidae. Gene Ontology annotation, biological process: regulation of transcription by RNA polymerase II; cell fate commitment. The record is from RefSeq and is a predicted model, not a curated record. Bases 68 to 3532 code for a protein of 1154 amino acids.